AUGGAUCGUUAUGAAAAAUUAACAAGAAUAGGAGAAGGUGCAUAUGGUGUUGUAUUUAAAUGUCGUCAUCGUGAUACUGGAGAUAUAGUUGCUAUUAAAAAAUUUACCGACUCUGAAGAAGAUCCAGUAAUACAUAGAAUCGCAAUGCGAGAAAUUCGUACAUUGAAACAAUUAAAACAUCCAAAUCUGAUCAAUUUAAUUGAAGUUUUCAAACGUAAACGCCGAUUGCAUUUGGUGUUUCAGUAUGUUGAUCAUACAUUAUUGCAUGAAUUGGAGAAACAUACUAAAGGGUUGGAUAGAUUACAAAUAAGAAAAUUAACAUAUCAAUUGUUACAAGCAGUGAAUUUCUGUCAUGCGCAUAAUUGCAUUCAUCGUGAUGUUAAACCAGAGAAUAUACUUAUUACAAAAUCUGGUCAGUUAAAGUUAUGUGAUUUUGGUUUUGCAAGAUUAUUAACUGGACCAGGUGAUGAAUAUACUGAUUAUGUGGCAACACGAUGGUACAGAGCACCAGAAUUACUCGUUGGUGAUACACAAUAUGGUACACCAGUAGAUAUAUGGGCUAUUGGAUGUGUUGUUGCUGAAAUGUUGACUUCUCUACCAUUAUGGCCUGGUCGAUCAGAUUUAGAUCAGUUGCACUUGAUUACACAAACAUUGGGUGAUUUGGUACCACGUCACAGAGAAAUCUUUGAGAAAAAUUGUUUUUUUAAAGGUUAUAAAUUAAUUGUUCCUGAAAAUCGAAAAGAUUUGGGUGAGAAAUUCACUUCGUUACAACCGCCAAUUACUUCGAAAGAAUUAAAUUUUUUACAGAGCUGUUUAAGCAUGGAUCCUACAGAACGACUUAAUAGUGAGGCAUUGUUAAAACAUCCAUAUAUGGAAAUGCACGGAAGACACCCACAUUAUUAUCAUGGUGAAUUAAAACAAGUAUGUAGUUCAUGUGGAGAUGGUUAUAAUAAUCAUGGAAUGAAAAAAAAAGCUGAACGUAAUUUCAUUCAAAAUUCACAAAAUAAACCAGUUAUGAUUAAUCAAAUUAGUACUGGGACAAUGAUCCCAAGACGUAAAUAUCAACAACAGCAAAUUCCGCAACAAUCUACUGAUCGAAAUCAAACAACUGCUACACCACAAAAUGAGUCCAAUUCAAUUUCACCGACAUGUUUCCCUCCAACUAGUAGUAUUACUCCAAGUUUUAAUGCUGGUCGAACAAAUUGGUUUGUUCCAGGAAUUGUUGGUCAAAGUCUAUAUAAUCCGUCGCAAAUAGGACUGCCUGCUCUGCCAACUAAUCCACAUUUACAACCAAUCCCAGUAACUACUACAUCUACACCAUCAAACAACAAUGCUCAAUCAAUGAUGAUGGUAACAGGUAAUCAGAAAUCUAAUUUAGGAUGGAAAUAUCCUAAAUCAAAUCAAAUGAUUAUGACAUCAACAAACAGUAACAAUUCGAUAUCAUAUUUCCCAAAUCCGGACAUUAAUAAUAAUAAUAACAAUAAUAAUAAUAAUUCAUCAAAUAUAGACAAUGGGCAUAAUUCUAACGAUACAAACGUUGCACACAGUACACUUCAAUCAAAUUUGAUUGGAUUACACCUACCGAACAUAUAA
Schistosoma intercalatum is the source of this 1593-nucleotide messenger RNA. Lineage: Eukaryota; Metazoa; Platyhelminthes; Trematoda; Strigeidida; Schistosomatidae. The record is from the annotation of a GenBank genome assembly.